Trichomonas vaginalis G3 is the source of this 1110-nucleotide messenger RNA. RefSeq names its product spectrin binding. The transcript has a single exon. NCBI's taxonomy places the organism in Eukaryota, Parabasalia, Trichomonadida, Trichomonadidae. Gene Ontology annotation, molecular function: protein binding. The record is from RefSeq and is a predicted model, not a curated record. Bases 1 to 1110 code for a protein of 369 amino acids.
AUGGAAUGUGCAAUUAUUUCACAUAACAUGGAUUAUGUAACAUUGUUAUACAAUACAUACAAUCUGAAAAUCGAGGUAUUCAAAUGCAUUGACUUCAGAAAUCUCCCAGCAUUUUUCUAUUACUAUGAGCAAACUAAUGAUGCAGAAUGCUUUAUCGAGUCACCAAAAUUAAAAAUACAAUCACUUUGUGCAUAUUUCAUUUCACAUGGCGCUGCAAUCAACGAAAAAUCAUCACUGAAUCGUACAGCAGUUCAUUUUGCUACAAAGUGUAAUGAUAACAAUAUGGUUGAAUUCCUUAUUUUACACGGCGCAGAUAUCAAUAUAGUUGGUGAUAUUCUUAGCGGUUCAUGCCUCCAAAUUGCAAUUACAAAUAGAAAUUUGGAGUUAGUAAAAAUCCUUCUUUUCCAUGGUGCAAAAUUAAAACAUGAUUCCAACGAGCAGUACUCAGCUCUUCGCACUUGUGCAAGGUGCGGAACAAAAGAAAUCGCUCAACUUUUAUUAGAUCACGGAGCAGAUUUCAAUGCAGAAAAAGACCUUCUACAUGAUUCUGCAUUAAAGAACAAUACAGAAGUGGCCGAAUUCCUUCUUCAACACAGUGCAGAUAUUAAUGCACGUUCAUUUGAUGAUUCAACACCUCUUCAUCGUGCAGCUCUCGGCUGCUCGUUUGAAACAGCUAAAUUCCUUAUUGACAAUGGGGCAAAUGUCAAUGCAAAAACAAAAAUAGAAAGAACUCCAUUUCACAUACUUGCAUGGAAUCCAUGUCAACAGGCUUUCUACGUUCUCUUAAGAGAUGACCGAAUUGAAAAUUCAAAAGAAACUGACAGAGUUGCAGUUUUCCAGUCAGUAUCAAAUAAAAUCAAAGACUUGGUCGAAUACUUCAUCUCUCAUGGCGUUGAAAUAGAUGCCAAAGAUGAAAAAGGAAAAACUCCUCUCCAUUAUGCAUCCAAAUCGAAUAACCUUGAUAUGGUUGAAGUUUUGAUUUCUCAUAAUGCUGAUAUCAAUGCGAAAAGCCAAAAAGGAAAAUCUGCUCUCUUUUAUGCAGAAAAGGCCAACAACAAAGAAAUAGCAGAUUAUCUUAAAUCACACGGUGCUGAAACAAUUCCAGUUUAA